GGAAGAGUGGGAGAAAGGGGGAGGGAGAGGAAGGAAGAAUCCACUUUAACUUGAGUCUGGCCCCCGUCACAUGUUCUGUGGGGACGGUCAGCCCUCACUGUCACCAGACCCAGCGGUUUCCCUCUGAGCUGAGAGGGACCGUCCCUCCCUCCAGCCCUUGGGGUUCCCGUAGGAUCAGCCUGGUCACUGGAGUUGGCACCGCACGCGGAGGCGGGGCGGCCAGAGUACAGGACUAUAAAGACGGCGGCUGAAGGCUCAGCUCACAGCCACACAGAAGACACAACCCACAACCGACAUGGCCCUGCCCGUGCCCGAGGCCCAGCAUCCAGGCGGCUCGCAGCUGAGGUUCCUACUGUUCCUGCUACUGCUUCUGCUGCUGCUGUCAUGGCCAUCGCCCGGGGACGCCCUGGCACUGCCCGAACAGAGACGUUCCCACCCGGAGUCCCGACUCGACGCUCACGAGCUACGAGGUCGCUUCCAGGACCUGCUGAGCCGGUUGCAUGCCAACCAGAGCCGCGAGGACUCGAACUCAGAACCCACCCCCGGCCCGACUGUCCGGACACUCACUCCAGAAGUACGACUGGGGCCGCGCGGCCACCUGCUGCUCCGCGUCCGCCGGGCGUCGCUGACCCAGGGUCUCCACGAAGCUUACCGCGUGCACCGAGCGCUGCUCAAGCUGCCGCCGUCGUCGCGGGCGUGGGACAUCACCGCACCCCUGCAGCGCGCGCUCAGCCUCGGGGGACCC
Myodes glareolus (Bank vole) is the source of this 745-nucleotide messenger RNA. The record is from RefSeq and is a predicted model, not a curated record. Lineage: Eukaryota; Metazoa; Chordata; Mammalia; Rodentia; Cricetidae.